UGAAAAGGGCAGAGCAAAAGAAGGGAUGUUAGGUGUAGUAGCAGUUCAACUCGCGGUGUAUUCGCCUCUUCCCGUUCGCCCCCAUCCCCAUUCUUUGUUCUCACCCUUCUCCUCCGGUCCUCCUCUAUAUUUCUCCUCCUUAUCCUCCUUGUCUCACGGAAAAUUCAUCUCUCUUAAUCGCACCAUGAGGCACCCUCUCCUCGCCAAUUCCGCCUCCAAUUUUCCCCGCGAUGGUCCCGACGACGACGGUGGCGACGAGGUGCUUGCGGGGCUCGAUUCGGCCUCCAGAAACGGCGAAGGGGAGGACAGGUUCGAAAUCGAGGUCGAGAAGGUCGGGGAGCAGAAGAAUAGGCGGAGGAUACAGUCCCGGGUCCGUGUGAACGCCGAGUUGGAGUCGGUGUGGAGCGUCUUAACGGACUACGAAGGCCUUGCCGACUUCAUCCCCAGCUUGGCCGUCAGCCAGCUGCUCGACAAGAAGGACAAGUUUGCGCGGCUUUAUCAGGUCGGUCAGCAAAACCUGGCGCUCGGUCUCAAGUUUGAUGCAAAGGGUGUCCUAGAUUGUUACGAGAGAGAUCUCCAGGUAACGUCUCGUGGUCGGCGGAGGGAUAUCGAUUUCAUGAUGGUCGAAGGUGAUUUCCAUAUAUUUGAAGGGAAGUGGUCGAUUGAACAGAUUGGAUAUGAUGUUGACGAAGACGAGAAAAUUCUGGUGGGGAAAGAAUUCCAGACGACACUGUCCUAUGUCGUGGAGUUGGUGCCAAAGCUUUGGUUACCUGUCCGCCUUAUUGAAGGGAGACUUUGCAGGGAAGUGAAAACUAAUCUUUUAUGUGUUCGAGAAGAAGCUCAAAGAAUCCAAAGACUGAAAGGCGAAAUGCUUGACAUCUGAUUUUAAAGCUCAGUGAACUUGGAACACAAACAUGAUGAGAUGUAAUGCAAAAAGCUGCUACCUGCCAUCAUUCAAGGUGCAUCUCCUAAAGCUAAUCAGCAGAAGAUACAAGGUUAGCAUUGGCUUCCAACCAAUCUUUGUAACAGAGACCAUUGAGAGCUCUUAUGAAAACUUCUUUCUAGCUAAACAUGUUUUAAGAACUUACAUAAUGGGGUGUAUGUAUAUUUGAAAAUAACUUUGGCUGAUGCCUUUGGACCCCUCCUGCCUUUGAGAAGAGAUGUUUUUCAAACUCGAGUCAGCCCACUAUAAAAGCACAAGAGAGAAUAAGUUGUGAAGAAGGUUCCAGGAACCUGUCAUGACCGAAGAAUCUGGAUGAUCUUUUCCCAGCUGAUGAAGUCUUCUCCCGCCCACUUUGCUUGCCAGCAAUGCUUUGGUGUCAAUAUCCCUUUCAGGCUUGCACUGAAAGUUAAAGCUGUAGUUAAGUAUUGACUCCAUUUGCUGCAAGUUGGAGGAGCCCAUGACAGCGUCCGGAGUUCAGCGCAGUUCAUGCUUUUGAUCAAUCAGCACUGAGCACGGUAUAAUCUCAUUAGACUCUGCACUAAACUGCAGCUUUACCAGUCUUAUCUUCAUCUUUGUUCUAUUAUGAACUCUGAUCUCUUCAGAAUCUUACAUAAUUUCAUA
Musa acuminata subsp. malaccensis (wild Malaysian banana) is the source of this 1564-nucleotide messenger RNA. RefSeq names its product germin-like protein 5-1. Lineage: Eukaryota; Viridiplantae; Streptophyta; Magnoliopsida; Zingiberales; Musaceae. The record is from RefSeq and is a predicted model, not a curated record. Gene Ontology annotation, cellular component: plasmodesma; cell wall. Gene Ontology annotation, molecular function: manganese ion binding. Gene Ontology annotation, biological process: plasmodesmata-mediated intercellular transport; regulation of root development.